Archocentrus centrarchus (flier cichlid) is the source of this 2603-nucleotide messenger RNA. RefSeq names its product glucosidase, beta, acid 3 (gene gba3). Gene Ontology annotation, biological process: glycosylceramide catabolic process; carbohydrate metabolic process. The record is from RefSeq and is a predicted model, not a curated record. Gene Ontology annotation, molecular function: glycosylceramidase activity; beta-galactosidase activity. The coding region runs from base 145 to 1560 and encodes 471 amino acids. The transcript has 5 exons. Gene Ontology annotation, cellular component: cytosol. NCBI's taxonomy places the organism in Eukaryota, Metazoa, Chordata, Actinopteri, Cichliformes, Cichlidae.
UGGUUUUAGCACGGUAAAGGCUGUGUAGUCACGUUAAACCAAGUGUUGGAUUUCAGUGAGAUAAACGAAUAAGGAAAAAAACGCAUAACGCACUAAGACAGAGGAACGACUUUCUUUCAGCGGUCCAAACAGACAAAAAAAAAAAUGUUUCCACCUGACUUUGCCUGGGGAGCGGCAACUUCUGCCUAUCAAAUAGAAGGUGGCUGGCAGGCGGACGGCAAGGGACCGAGUAUCUGGGACACAUUUAGUCAUGAGAAAGGGAGAGUGUUUGGGGACCAGAAUGGAGAUGUGGCCUGUAACAGCUAUGAGCUGUGGGAGAAAGACCUGGAGUGUAUCCAGCAGCUUGGACUGACGCACUAUCGCCUGUCUCUCUCCUGGGCCCGCCUCCUGCCCGAUGGGACCACGCGACACGUCAAUCAGAAAGGUGUGCAAUACUACAACAAAGUGAUAGAUGAUUUGCUAGCCUCAAAUGUAUCACCGAUGGUCACCCUUUACCACUUUGACCUGCCUCAAGCUCUGCAAGACCAGGGAGGCUGGAAAUCACCUGGUAUAGCCAGCCUCUUUGACAGCUACGCUCAGUUUUGUUUCCAAACGUUUGGGGACCGUGUCAAACUUUGGAUCACUAUCAAUGAGCCCCAAGUGUGCGCCAAAGUGGGGCAUGAAGACGGCAUCCAUGCCCCAGGGUUAAAAGAGAAAGGCACUGCCGCCUACCUGGUAGGGCACAACAUGCUGCGGGCCCACGCCGCGGCCUGGCACAGCUACAAUUCUCUCUACAGGCCGGAGCAGAAGGGUGCCGUGUCUCUUGCCCUCAACAGCGACUGGUAUGAGCCAUUAAACCAAGGUUGCACUGAGGACAUUGCUGCUGCUGAACGUGACCUUGCGUUUACGCUGGGAUGGUUUGCCUGGCCUGUGUUUGUUACCGGCGAUUAUCCAGAAAUAAUGAGAUCUGCUAUAAACACUCAGAGUAAGAAGCUGGGAUACAAUGGAGCCUGCAGACUGCCCAGUUUCUCGAAUGAUGACCCUGCCGUUUUGGGAACUGCCGACUUCUUCGCGUUGAACUACUACACGUCUCGCAAAGUCAAACCAGGAGGAGGCUGUGAACAGAUGUUGUGUAUGAAGGCUGACCAAGAUGCAGAGGAAGUUUUGGAUUCAUCCUGGCCCAUUAGCGGAGUGUCCUGGCUGGCUGUAGUGCCGGAUGGCUUGAGGAAACUUCUAAAGUACAUUAAGGACACUUUCAACGACCCAGCAGUCCUCAUUACAGAGAAUGGUUUCUCUCAGGUUGGGCCACUGCAAAUUGAGGACGCCCAGCGCAGUGUGCAUUACAAGGACACCAUCUCAGAAGUGGCAAAAGCUAUACAUGAAGAUGGGGUCAACGUCCGCGGAUAUUUUGCCUGGUCACUGAUGGACAACUUUGAAUGGGCCGAUGGAUUCAGUGUCCGUUUUGGAUUGUUCCAUGUGGACUUUGCUGAUUCGAAGCGGACUCGAACUCUAUACCAGUCUGGACGGGACUAUGCAAAGAUCAUCUCAAAAUACAAAUCUGGCCAGUCUAAAUUAGAAUAGUCUGGGCAGCACUAUGCAACCUUUUUAAUCAUGUCCAGAUCCUGAUACAUGUUUGUUUUCAAGAAUCAGGGGUCAAGAUUCCAUAUUUUAAAGCGCAGCAUUAUCUAAGAAUUAUAGCUUAAAAAUAGCUAGUGAAUGGUCCCGAGACUAUGAUUUCUUGCUUGUCUUUAUGAAAGUCUACAGGAGUAUGAAGACAGGGACAAAACAGGGUUAAGUUAAUUCAGUGGCAUUUAAAUUCAGUGUUCAGUCCUGCCUAAUCACAACUUGCUGCGCCCAAGGAAGGGUUUAUGCAGGGCCAGUGAGCUGUAAGGUGCUGCAGAAAAACCUAAGAACAACGCAACAAUAAUAAUGGCAUUAUCACUGUGAAUGAAAGCAUUAUGUGUACCUGUAUUAUGUGCAAAGGUUGACCUGUUCUGGCAGUCUGUUUACAUAUUUAAGAUCUUAUCUUUACCUUAAAUCUACCAGCAAAAGUCACGUGACUGUAUCCUGCAUUGUUCUCUGGAGGGCUGUGGAUGACUAUAAGGUUGACUGCCGUGCUCUGUAGUUUCACUUUGUGAUGUGAAAGAUCAUUUCCUGUUUACAGACAAAAAAGUACACAACAUCUGUCAGUUUAAAUAGUCUUGGUAUAGUUAAGCAAGUGUGUCAUGCCCACAUAAUGAUAACAGCAGCCGAGGAGCGACAGGUGUCCCCAAGAAACCACAGUUGCAUUCUUUAAAAUUGGAAGCAAUUUUCAACUGCUAUAGCCAGUGUCAGCAAUGUGAUCAUAUAAAUAAAAGCAGAGAUUUAUGAUCUGGGAGAAAAAAAUGUCUCAGAGAUGGUGCUAAGACAAAGAAACAUGAAGAAGCAAAGCCUUUUCAGGGAACACUUUGAUGCUGGUGGCUCACAUUUAUUUGGAAUAAAGAUUCUGAUUGAGCACUUCUUCGACAGGAUUAAAACAAAUACUGUAGUUUAUCUGCUGUAGGGAAAACUAUAAUUAGUAAUCCUUUUCUAACCACCUGCCCUAUCAGUGCAAAGGAUGCGACAUAAGACAAAAUAGCACACAU